AGCACACGGGGAAAUACCUGGAUAUGGGGAAACACAUCAAAGACGUUGCCAUGAUAUCUCUCAAAAUAGAUAUUUAAUUCAACGCGUUGGGAAGAAGAAGGUUCCCACACGGUUGCAUGUGUAAAGCGACAAUCUUGUUCUUUGCAGAAGGAAACCCAGUUCAGCAUUUUCAAGAUCAGCCAACAAAACUGAAACCUAAUGCCACUGCCUCAUUGGUUUGAUUAAAAUACAGCUAUGACUUUUAAAGAAAUCUGGUUAUCUGUCAGAUACACCCAUAUGAUUAUUGAGAAAUCAGUACUAAUAAUGGAGUAGAUAAAACAAAGGUGGGAAGGAGGCAUGCCAUGAACAUUGCUGAAUUAUUGGUUUCUGCACAUCAAUUUCUUAAUUAUAAUAAGAUGAGCUAGAGAUUCCUCAUGCCUCCCUCAGCCAAGUUAUAUAAAUAGGACCCUAAAGGCCAAAAGAUGAAGUCAAACUGAAACUGCUCUGCGUAUUUUGCAAUCCAUUAGAUAAGGCUUUUUGCAAAAUAAAAUGGAUUCCUUUUCUGUAAACUCGAAGAAAUCUUUCCACGUUCGUUCGAACAGUUUGCCUUCAAAGCCACAUCCAGUUGUGGAUGAAGUUAGUGAACAUCUCUGCAGAUUGAAGGCCUCUGAAGAAGCCACUUCUUCAUCCUCUUCUCUGUGCCAAAAACUUGAUGGUCUCCAAGAUUUACAUGAUUGCAUUGAUAAGUUGCUUCUUUUGCCACUCACUCAUCAAGCUCUUAUUGACAACAAGUCUGUUGAUGACUUGCUUGAAGGAUCUCUCAAGAUCUUGGAUGUGUGUGCUUUGGCUAAGGAUGUUUUGUCACAAAUGAAAGAAUCUGCACACGAACUUGAGUCCGCUUUGCGCAGAAGAAAAGAUGGCAUGGUUGAUAUUCAAAAGUAUUUGAACUCAAGGAAGAUGAUGAAAAAGGCAAUCCACAAGGCCUUGAAGGGAAUGGAAAAGGCAAGUUCCCAAAAAAGUGAUGAAAGUUCAGAAAUUGUUAGGUUGCUAAAGGAGGCAGAAACCGUUACAUAUAACAGCAUUGAAUCCUUGUUGUCGUUUGUAGCAGGACCAAAGUUGCCAUCAAAGAUGAGCAAAUGGUCUUUGGUUUCUGUGUUGAAGCAACCUAAGAGAGUAGCUUGCAAAGAUGAUUCCACAGAUGGAAAUGAAGUAGAGAUGGUGGAUGCUGCACUAAAUUCAAUCACCAAUCACAAAUCUGAUUUCCUUGCACAAGGUGAAGAUGUCCAAAGCUCACUGAGGAAAUUGGAGUUGUGUAUUCAUGACAUUGAAGAAGAUCUUGAGAGUCUACAUCGCCAUCUUAUCAAAAACAGAGUCUCAUUUCUUAACAUCCUAAAUCACUAAGGAUGAAAUUUUCAAAUUUUUGUCAAAUGUAAACACCACAGUACAUAUAUACACAAAUAUAUAUUAUAACAAUUUUACAAAGCAAACCUUCUUCUCUAGCCAA
Molecule: messenger RNA, 1483 nt
Organism: Cucumis sativus (cucumber)
Lineage: Eukaryota; Viridiplantae; Streptophyta; Magnoliopsida; Cucurbitales; Cucurbitaceae
Exons: 1
Coding region: 529-1380 (283 amino acids)
Biological process (GO): root development; shoot system development
Source: RefSeq, a predicted model, not a curated record